Molecule: messenger RNA, 1013 nt
Organism: Otolemur garnettii (small-eared galago)
Lineage: Eukaryota; Metazoa; Chordata; Mammalia; Primates; Galagidae
Gene: CAPNS2
Product: calpain small subunit 2
Exons: 1
Coding region: 86-838 (250 amino acids)
Molecular function (GO): calcium ion binding
Source: RefSeq, a predicted model, not a curated record
UAAGCUACUUGGAUUCCGUUUCAUCUCUCUUCAUACCAUCUCCAAGAUUUCAGCAGCUUCUACCCUUGCUUAGUAAACUGAAAGCAUGUUUCUUGCAAAGGCUGUUUUGGAAGGGGCAGACCGAGGUCUUGGAGAAGCUCUUGGAGGCCUUUUUGGAGGAAGCGGUCAGAGAAGAGGUAGAGGAGGAGGAGGAGGAAACAUCGGAGGGAUCUUCGGAGGAAUUGUGAAUCUUAUCAGUGAGGCUGCCGCAGCUCAGUAUACUCCAGAGCCACCCCCCACUCAGCAGCAUUUCACCAACGUGGAAGCCUCAGAAAGUGAGGAAGUUAGGCGCUUCCGGCAGCAAUUCGCACAGCUGGCCGGACCAGACAUGGAAGUGGGUCCCUCUGGCCUGAUGAACAUUCUCAACAAAGUGCUUUCUAAGCACAAGGAUCUGAAGACCGACGGCUUCAGCCUGGACACCUGCCGGAGCAUUGUGUCUGUCAUGGACAGCGACACGACUGGGAAGCUGGGCUUUGAAGAAUUUAAGUAUCUGUGGACCAACCUCAAGAAAUGGCAGUGUAUUUAUAAGCAGUGUGACAGGGACCAUUCCGGGACUCUGGCAAGUUCUCAGCUGCGGGGAGCUCUGCAGGCAGCAGGCUUCCAGCUGAACGAUCAGCUGUACCAGAUGGUUGUGCGCCGCUAUGCCGAUGACGACGGAGGGAUGGAUUUUAACAACUUCAUCAGCUGCCUGGUCCGCCUGGAUGCCAUGUUUCGUGCCUUCAAGUCUCUAGACAGGGACGCAGAUGGCCUGAUUCAGGUGUCUCUCCAAGAGUGGCUGCAGCUGACCAUGUAUUCCUGAAGUGGCACUAAGAUUCACCACCCUUCCUGGAGGACAGGACUUCCCAGAGCCUUGCCAUGCUGUCCACACAGUUGCUGAUACCCUGACCCACAGCUGUCGCUUCCCAGCAAGGUCUCUCACAACCCUAUGUGAUUGGUUUCUACAUUUUACUGCUUCAUUAAAGCUCAUUUUUUAU